Molecule: messenger RNA, 444 nt
Organism: Gossypium arboreum
Lineage: Eukaryota; Viridiplantae; Streptophyta; Magnoliopsida; Malvales; Malvaceae
Product: putative EG45-like domain containing protein 1
Exons: 2
Coding region: 1-444 (147 amino acids)
Biological process (GO): systemic acquired resistance
Cellular component (GO): apoplast; cell wall
Source: RefSeq, a predicted model, not a curated record
AUGAAUCAGGAUGGGCAACCAUUGCGACUGUUGCUAGAGAUUGCACAGGGAAGGUUGUGGAUGGCUGUUCGAACCUAUUUAGCUAAAGCAGUAGAGGCAGUGGCUGUUCGGAUGGGAACCAAGCUAACUUUUGCAUGCUUCGAAAACCAAGAUCAAGGAAAAAUGAUUGCCGCAAUUGGUGAUGCAUUGUGGCAUAAUGGGACAGUGUGCGAGAAAAUGUUCACUGUGAAAUGCAUGGGACCCCGAAACCCCGUACCACUUCCAUGCACAGGUAAGAGCGUUACUAUAAAGAUCAUUGAUUACUAUCCAGGAUGUCCAUCAACCAUCGAUCUCUCCCAAGAGGCCUUCACUAUUAUUGCCAACCCUGUUGCUGGUAUCAUUAACGUCGACUACAAGCAGUAUGCAGAGCACAUUUCCUUCACAUCUCCAUUGCUUCUUCAGUGA